Molecule: messenger RNA, 2076 nt
Organism: Dreissena polymorpha
Lineage: Eukaryota; Metazoa; Mollusca; Bivalvia; Myida; Dreissenidae
Product: putative defense protein 3
Exons: 4
Coding region: 641-1135 (164 amino acids)
Molecular function (GO): oxidoreductase activity, acting on metal ions
Source: RefSeq, a predicted model, not a curated record
ACCUUGACACUUCACAAUUAAAGCUUUAUAGUAGUUUAAAUUGUCAAAUAAAAAUCUACUAAUUCUUCGACCGGAUAGUAAAUUCAGUUUAUUUGGAAUUAAUUCAGUUCAGUUCAGUUUUCUUCAACACUGACGACAUAUUAUAUUCAUUUAAUUUGGACUUUAUUAUCAUUAGAGUGUCAAUAUUGGAUAGUGUCAACAUAGAAACUGCCUUUCUUCAGUGUAUGAAGUUCUGUAGCUUCUAACAGUCACACUCUGUGUCAGCCGUUCAGAACCAAAUGGACAUUGCAGGAUUUCUGUGUCAGCCGUUCAGAACCAAAUGGACAUUGCAGGAUUUCUUCAAGUUGAAAACUCUCGGUUCAGAGCGAAUACUUGUAACAAAAUGUGAACCAUAGCGUUACAUUUAAAUAACGAAGUUGCAUAACAAUGAGAUGAAAACGCGUUACGCAUCACAAGUUCAGACGUUGUCAAUGGACGCGAGAAGAUAAUUAUAGCAACUGUGAGCCGGUUGCAUGUGGCUGCAUAUUAUUGUUGCGCAGUCAUUGGAACAUAAUCAGCCAUACGAUACAGUCACAUAAAACGGGUUUUCUAUACGAUUAAAAAAGGACGGAUAACUCUAAAUCAGAUCCGCAUUGAAACAAUGUUUCUAUUCUCCGUCUUCGUCGCCAGUUUUCUUUCACUGGGCGCAGGAUUCCCGCACGGAGCCCCGUCCAUCGCGUGCAAUGGAAUGGUGCCCGGACACCUCCCGACCGUAACUUCCGGCGAAAACCCCUUCCGGUUCAACUUGUCUUCGAAAGCAUACAAACCCGGGGGAACGAUACAAGGCACCCUAUAUGCGCCCGGCCAGAUGUUCAAAGGAUUCCUGAUCGAGGUGGGGGCUCAGAACGAUGUGUCCAGUAAAGAGACAGCUGUGGGGGAAUUCAUUAAUCUAGACUCCUCCAUCGAGAAACAUGUCUGUGGAACGGCUGCGGUGACACACGUAAAGAACAAUGAGAAGUCCAGCGUGUCCUUCACGUGGAAGGCUCCCGCAGACGCCAAGGGGACGCUCUAUGUGAGAGCGACGGUUGUGCAGCAGUUUUUCCCAAGCCGCUAUUGGUUAGGAGCUUUCUCAGUACCUCUCAACCCCUCGAAGUAACGCGGGAUGAAAUCGAGGCCACACCCUGGGGACUACUGUGUACUGAAUGCGUUUAGAAAUAAACGUUUAUGCGCAUUCGAAAUGCGUACAUACUGCAAUAUAAAUCAAAGCGCUUAAGGCACUGAAUGUGUUCGCUGUUGUAUAAUCUUAGACGCAACUCAGUUUUCAAAAUUAUGUUAAAGCUUUUUAUAUCGCAAGUUUGAAAUGACCACAACCUAUUCAAAUUAUAAAGAGUGUGUCUUAAAACACAGGUCGAGAUGUGUAUUGUUGUUUUUUCAAAUCAUUGAUACAGCUAAUCAGUGUGCACAUGCUAAUCUUAUUUGACAUGCAUUAAGUCCCGUUUUGCCUGAAAGCGGCCAAUAUGUACAGAUUUCAAUGAAAAACUCUAGACUGGCCAACGUCGUCUUACAAGCAGUUAAAUACUCACUAUGUAGUGUACCAGUGAGAACAGGCAGAUUCGUCGUCUGCUUAAAUUUAAUAGAGUUAUUCACACAGGCAGUCACGGGUUACGGUUACUACCGCAGCUAAGGCAUACUGAUUUGCAAAAUAGCGUCUGCAUUAUUUAACGCUCACAAAUAAAAAGAACACGUUUAAGUUUGAUAUAUGGAAACAUCUCAUAUAAACAGUCUGUAUAAUGAAUGUACAUCUUUAUGUAAACGUACGUAUUUAAUAAAUAAUUUAUGUGAAACGUAAGUGUGAAAUGAACUAGCUUCUUUUAAUUAUAAUGAUAUAUAAACAAGGUAUAACUACUGCGGUUUUGUGUGUGUUACAUAAAACUCUUCGCCAAUAUAAUAUUUUAUUUCCAUUCUUAAGUAAUACACAUAGAUACAUGGAUAUAUUAAUGAAUAUUUCGUAGACUUUUAUUUUGCCAUUUCGAGAUUAUUUGCGACCAGUCAUUGAGUCAUGUAGAUAAACAAAUCAAUAAAGGUUGAAAACCUUAA